AUGGGGCAGAGUCCGAGCUCUGUUCGUAAUAGGAGCAAUAGAUCGUUCCGUGGAUUCAUAAGACGUUCGAAAAUCAACAAAUCGAGUUUGAGCCAUACCUUUAGCUUGCCUCCAUCUGUGGAGUAUCCUGAACUGAUGAAUGUGAACACUGCCACUGAGGAGCAGCUAAUGACCCUGCCCGGGGUGUCCAGGCAGGUUGCGCGGGAAAUUGUGCGCUAUCGUCAGGUGAUCGGAAGAUUCAAACGAGUGGACGACCUUGCAUUAGUCUCAGGUAUUGGUGCUGAAAAGUUAGAACUGUUGAGACCCGAGAUAUGUACAAGUAUAAGACGGCAGAUAUCAAGAGCCAGCUCUUGUACAUAUUCAUUAGAUAGUUGUAGAUCAUCUUCAGAAAAUAAAUUAUGUUCGGUAAAUUCAUCCAGUGUCUUUCAAUUGCAAUGCAUUCCUGGUUUGAACCAAGAAAUAGCGGCGAACAUUGUCGAUUACAGAGUGAAGAAGGGUCCAUUUAAAUCACUCGAUGACUUAAUAAAAGUCAGGGGGAUGGAUAUAGUUAGACUGAGCACUAUUAAGCCUUAUUUGAGCUUAGAACUGAGCAAGAGCGAGAGUUUGCCUAAUGGUGUAAGUAAUGGUCACAUAAAUGGGUGGACAGAUCUGUCCUUGAAUGAAUCAGUUCUGAGUAGUGAACCUAAAACUCCACAAACACCUUAUAACAAGAGUUUAUCUAUAACUACAAAGCUACCGAUAACAUUGCCAAACGGUUUUGCAACUGCCCCAGUCAAUGACAUAUUGGAUUUGCUGUCUGCUUACUCUCAUAGACCUAUUGUUGAGGAGGUUUUCAUGUAUGAAAGAGAUGGGUCAAGGUGUUGCCGACUCUGUUCUUGGAAUCUUCAUCAGCUCAGCGUAGAUAAAGUAACGAACCCUGGUGUGAGAGAGGUCAUAUGCAGGACUAUUUUGGAAUAUAAGUUGUCAGUAAUAGCCAUUCAAGAUGUACUUGAGAAGAGGGCUCUACAGAUGAUCUGCGAUGAACUUAAUUUCCCCGCUCUAAGGAGAGUGAGAGAGUGGAGGUGUAACAGUCACACUUGGGAAUACUGUUACUCGAAAAAUGUUAACGGGAAGAUCCUAGGCUUCAUAUACGAACGUUCGAACAAGCACAUCUCUGUCGAGGAGGUGGGUCUCGACCAGGUACACCUGCUGACCGAGCAGAACGUGAGGCGGUUGCUCGAGGAGCUCACAACCUUCCAGAAACACACAGAACACGUGGCUAUAGCACCGCAAGCGUUCCUUCUAUGCGACCGUCCGGUUAUAAUAGUGAACGUUCAAUGCGAGGAUCGCUUGAGCGAAGAGGAUGGCGCCAAGCUGAAGGAGAUAGCUGACCUCGCGCUCGCCAGCAGGCUGCAGCUGGCUUUCUUCGGCGAGUUCGUGAGAUGGGAGAACGUUAAAUCGUUACAGAACUGCGAAUCGCUACUGGACCAAGAAACCGUAACUUGCAUGGACCUUAACCUGACAGGGCAGAGCGUCGUUUUGUGCCCAGGGACCAUCGACAAUAGCCACUUUAAUGGACAUUCUGGGGUUAUCAAGUCUGGUCUAUCUCACCUGGCUAUACCUCGAGGAUGGUCAUGGGGAGGACCGGCGUCCCCAUUUUACCCCAUCUGGGUCGAACUAAAAGUUCCCGAUUGACAAGAAAUGACAAUCCUAAUUAGAAACGAUCCAUUCAUUUACUGUGCAACGACAGCUCUAAUACUGUUGCUUCAAUUUCUCUUAUUCCAUUGGCUAUUUUAGAGUGGCCAUGUUUACCAAAUGUCACUUUUGCCGCCAAUUCCUGACGUUGUCUUUUUCGAACCCGUUUUAUGAUUUUUUAUUUAUUCGCCGUAAGUAUAGAUAACGAAAAAAUAUAU
Melitaea cinxia (Glanville fritillary) is the source of this 1892-nucleotide messenger RNA. RefSeq names its product endonuclease/exonuclease/phosphatase family domain-containing protein 1-like. The transcript is spliced from 6 exons. NCBI's taxonomy places the organism in Eukaryota, Metazoa, Arthropoda, Insecta, Lepidoptera, Nymphalidae. The record is from RefSeq and is a predicted model, not a curated record. The coding region runs from base 1 to 1674 and encodes 557 amino acids.